CGGGGGUGGGAGACGGAAACGGCACCGCGGAGCCGGAAAGGGGGAAUGAGGCGGUGGACGUUGGAACACCAUGAUGGAUAACCGCUUUGCUACAGCUCUAGUAAUUGCCUGCGUGCUCUGCCUCAUUUCCACCAUUUAUAUGGCAGCCUCAAUCGGUACAGAUUUCUGGUAUGAGUACCAUAGCCCAGCUGGAAAUGCCAGCGAACUUGGCAGGAGUAUUUUGGAGGAAUUCAUCAGUAUGGACGCAGAUGAGAAGACUUAUACAGAUGCACUGUUCCGGUGCAAUGGCACAGUUGGAUUGUGGCGGAGAUGUAUCACUGUUCCUAAAAACUCUCACUGGUAUAGCCCACCAGAAACUGAUAUGGUCAGAAGCUGCAUCAGUUUUUCCCUCUCUGAUCAAUUUGCAGAGAAGUACAUGGAGCCUGGGAACCACAAUAGUGGUAGUGACCUGAACCGGACCUAUCUUUGGCGUUUGCAGUUCCUCCUGCCCUUUGUCAGCCUAGGGCUGAUGUGCUUUGGGGCUUUGAUUGGCCUUUGUGCUUGUGCCUGUCGAAGCCUCUACCCUGCCAUUGCCAUAGGAGCCCUACAUUUCCUUGCAGGUCUGUGUACGCUGGGCUCAGUCAGCUGCUACGUAGCUGGAAUUGAGCUGCUCCACAAGAAGCUGCACCCACCUGAUGAUGUGCAGGGUGAAUUUGGCUGGUCCUUCUGCCUGGCUUGUGUAUCUGCUCCUUUACAGUUUAUGGCAGCUGCCCUCUUCAUCUGGGCAGCCCGCACCAACAGGAAGGAAUUCACGCUCUUGAAAGCGUACCGUGUAGCAUAAAUAGGACACUUCAUUCAUGGCCAGUUGCUGCUUCACAGUAUUUUGUUUCAAUAUUAUAGGCCUUUUCCCGUUCACACCCCAUCCUUCUUUUGGUCAGGUAUUUGCUCCAUGCACUGCGUGCUUCUUGCCAGUUGAGUUUCAGUGGUCUGUAGGUUUUGAAGACAAAGACCUCUGGGCCAAAUUACCAAACUUGAACAGCUUUCUCUUGCCAGAAGUCUGCAGAAUUUUAACAGACUUUUAUUAUAUAAUUAAAAAAAAAAAAAA
Messenger RNA from Terrapene triunguis (Three-toed box turtle), 1084 nucleotides. RefSeq names its product claudin domain containing 1 (gene CLDND1). NCBI's taxonomy places the organism in Eukaryota, Metazoa, Chordata, Testudines, Emydidae. The transcript has 5 exons. The record is from RefSeq and is a predicted model, not a curated record. The coding region runs from base 71 to 820 and encodes 249 amino acids. Gene Ontology annotation, cellular component: membrane.